Messenger RNA from Eruca vesicaria subsp. sativa (arugula), 360 nucleotides. NCBI's taxonomy places the organism in Eukaryota, Viridiplantae, Streptophyta, Magnoliopsida, Brassicales, Brassicaceae. The record is from the annotation of a GenBank genome assembly.
AUGAACGAUACUUUUGAUGUGGAUUUUGCGCUUGCUACUCAUGCGGUUUCGGAUAUGUGUGUCGUAGGUCUUCCUUACAAAGUUAAGUAUGAGCAUGAUGAGCAUAUGCUCAACCUUUCUUAUGAGAAAAAUGCUACUGGUCCAUGGUGGUGUCAGAUAUGUGAGGAAACAACAUAUCCGAAGAAAUGUUACUAUGCAUGUAAUGAGUGUGGAGUCACAUUCCAUGCUGAAUGUCUACUAGGAGACGACAUAGACAAUAUAUGUUCUUACGAGACAAGUUUGAGAUCAUUCCUACCAACCGACUUAGCCGACCUAUCUGUCAUGGUUGUCAAAACAGCUGUUAAUACAAGAUUGAAUUAA